Gymnodraco acuticeps is the source of this 4574-nucleotide messenger RNA. RefSeq names its product upstream binding protein 1 (gene ubp1). Gene Ontology annotation, molecular function: RNA polymerase II cis-regulatory region sequence-specific DNA binding; DNA-binding transcription activator activity, RNA polymerase II-specific. The transcript is spliced from 16 exons. Bases 816 to 2501 code for a protein of 561 amino acids. Gene Ontology annotation, cellular component: nucleus. Lineage: Eukaryota; Metazoa; Chordata; Actinopteri; Perciformes; Bathydraconidae. The record is from RefSeq and is a predicted model, not a curated record. Gene Ontology annotation, biological process: regulation of transcription by RNA polymerase II.
CAUCCUUCCUGAAGCUGUCGGUGGCAGCGCUGCAGGCUUCACAGAGCGACGGUCCGUAUGCACAUGUUGAUGCCUGGUUUUGUGUCAAACGCUGCACUUUGGAUGGUUAAAGGACUGCGUCUCAAGAAGCGGGAGCCUUAGCGGUUGUUCCUGCACCGCGAUGAGAAGAGGAGAGCGGGUUGGGAUGGUACAGGGAGCGCCAGAGGAGAGCUGCUCUUCUUAGGAUCACCGGACAUCAACGGUCGAUUCAAAGCAAGUGAAGUUGAUGCUAGUUAGCCUGGUAGCAACAGCUGUGCGGACGCUGCUUGGGAUGCGGCGUGUGGACUAAACACAAAAGUAUCCUCUGCCUGUUGUAUUGUGUUGGGCAAACCAUAAUUAGCCUGCUUUAAGACUUUAGCGUAACAACGGGGCUGCUGGAUUCAUGCUAGCUUGCUUUAGUUACCAUUGUAGAGCUCGCUAGCUGUUAGCUAACGUUAGCAUGCUGACAACCAGCUCGCAUCUUCAGUCACGACUAACAUUCGCUAGCUGAGUGAACUCUAACUUAUUGUUACUUUCAGACGGUCGUGGAGCACCGUGUUUUGUGACAAAAGAGAGAGAAAAAAUAACCCGAGUGGAGAUAUGGCGAUACACCCAGUCUCUGUGGAAAGCUACCGCCUGCCCAGCCUGCCAAGGAGCGGCUAACGGGCUAGCAGCAUAACUUUCCUCUCACGGUGUCCCUGUAGCUGCACAGCCAGCUUCUUCGCUAGCCGACCUCUCGUACCUGAAGCAAGCUGGCGUCCCUCCGAGUAGAAGCCGAGGACAAGGAGCUGGGGCCGAUGGCCUGGGUGCUGAAGAUGGACGACGCAUCCAUCGAGUCGGGGCUGGUGCACGACUUCGAUGCCAGCCUGUCCGGCAUCGGGCAGGAGCUGGGGGCUGGAGCCUACAGCAUGAGCGAUGUGCUGGCUCUGCCCAUCUUCAAGCAGGAGGACUCCAGCCUUCCUCCCGAAAGCGAAACCAAAAACACCCCAUUCCAGUAUGUGCUGUGCGCCGCCACCUCGCCUGCCAUCAAGCUGCAUGACGAGACGCUCACGUACCUGAACCAAGGCCAGUCUUACGAGGUGCGUAUGUUGGACAACAGGAAGCAGGACGAGUUACCUGAGAUCAACAACAAGAUGGUGAAGAGCAUAGUGCGGGUGGUGUUUCAUGACCGCCGGCUGCAGUACACCGAGCACCAGCAGCUGGAGGGCUGGAAGUGGAAUCGUCCAGGCGACCGUCUCCUUGACAUCGAUAUCCCCAUGUCAGUGGGCAUUGUGGAGCCGAAGACUCACCCCUCCCAGCUCAACGCAGCAGAGUUCCUGUGGGACUUGAACAAGAGAGCUUCUGUUUUUGUGCAGGUGCACUGCAUCAGCACAGAGUUCACUCCCAGGAAGCACGGGGGAGAGAAAGGCGUCCCCUUCAGGAUCCAGUUUGACACGUUCGCCCAGGGAGAGGGGGGAGAGUACAUAGAGCACCUCCACUCUGCCUCCUGCCAAAUCAAAGUCUUUAAGCCAAAGGGGGCGGACCGUAAGCAAAAGACGGACAGAGAGAAGAUGGAGAAACGCUCACCCCAUGAGAAGGAGAAGUACCAGUCUUCUUAUGAUACCACUAUCCUGUCAGAGACGAGGCUUGAGCCCAUCAUAGAGGAUGCGGGUGACCACGAGCUGAAAAAGUCCAGCAAGCGGACACUUCCCGCUGACUGUGGCGACUCCUUGGCCAAGAGAGGCAGUUGCUCCCCGUGGCCAGAUAAUGCCUACGUCAGCCCCAACCAGGCAGCUACUCCCUCCUUCACCUCCACCCCACUGUCCACCUACACAAUGUCCUCAGUACCAGACAGUUUCUUGUGUUCUAGUGAAUCGUCCUCACCCAAUCACCAGGCAGACCCUGGUAGCCAUGGCAACUCGGAGGUUAUUCUCCACCCUACUCAACUGUUUGAAUUGGUGGAAAAGCAGUUGAGCCCCACCGCCUCCAUACAGGACGCACAGAAGUGGCUGCUGAAAAAUCGCUUCAACUCCUACACACGGCUCUUCUCACACUUCUCAGGUUCUGAUUUGUUGAAGCUAACCCGGGACGACCUGGUCCAGAUUUGUGGGCCAGCAGAUGGGAUCAGACUCUUCAAUGCACUUAAAUCCAGGUCAGUACGUCCCAGGUUGACAGUGUACGUCUGUCAGGAGUCCCCCCAGGAGAGCCCCCUGCUGGAGAGACAUGCAACCGAUGAAAAUGGAGAUCACAGCAUUUCCUCUAGUUUACACGUUUAUCAUGCUCUGUAUCUAGAGGAGCUCACAGCUGCAGAACUGAUCCGCAAGAUGGCGUGUGUGUGCAGCCUUCCACUGGGAACCAUCAACCAGGUGUACAGACAGGGUCCUACAGGCAUACACAUCCUGCUCAGUGACCAGAUGGUUUACAACUUGCCUGACGAAAGCUGUUUUUUGAUCAGCACUGUCAAAGAUGAAUUGGGCGAAGGACUCCAUCUAAUCCUGAAGUAGUGGAGAGGACAGAUGGCAUCACUAAUACUCCACCCUCUGUUUUGGAGCAGAAGCCUCCCUCUGUCCCUCUCUGCCUGCCUCUACUCUUUCCUCGUACUUCCUCCCGGUCUCUCCAAACAAUCGCUCGUUGGGAAGCAGUCAGACUGCGCUUAAAGCCAUGUAAAUGUUAGAAUCUGACAUGGGUGUGUCCACUGUUUCAUAUUGAAAACACUAUUAACUGAGGAGAUUAGUUAAGACGAGAGACUGGGGGGAUACAGGGUGAGGGGGGUGAUAAUGAUGUAUGUAGUUUGAUUUUAUUAUUUUAUUUUAGUCUUUUUAUAUGGUUUCUGUGGGCUAAAGGGAGGGGGGGCUUCAGCAGAGAGAGGAGAGAGACGUUCUGGCUGGCAGGAGAAGGAAAGAAAGCAGAGUUUCCUUAUUGCUCGUUGCCCCUCUUGCACAACGCGCACAACCAGCACUAGGCCAGUAUUUGAUAACCUGUACUGCUGAACAGCAUGCGAUCUCAAUGUACUAACCUGCUUAAAUGAGAAUCCCAAAAUCUGCUUGUUUAACAUUCUCCACGGGGUUCGGGGUUGUCUUAAUAAACAAUUUAUUGAUCAGCUGAGCUUGGAAACCCCUGAAAUAUUGGCGUCACCUGUGGACGUUGACACCAAACUUAUUUUUUUGUCAUGUUUCUUGGACUUUGUCAUAUGGAUAAACUCUUGUCACAUAGAGUAAUCCUUUUGUGAUGUUAGACCUCCAGCCAUAUCUCUGUGUUGACGUCACACUCGACUCGACUCUCUUCAUGUACGUCCAGCUCGGCCUGCGCUUUUACUGUUUUUAGUUGAUGCUUUAUUUAUGGAUCCGGUGCCAUAUUGACUUUUUUAAUAUGGCACCUCGUCGUCUCUGCUUUCUGUGCUGACUUUAAAAACACUGGUUAGGAGGAGUGCGGGUAACGCCUUUUGGGAUUUUGGCCAUAAUAUGCUGAACUAGAAGAUUGACAUGUGGAGCAUUAACACCAAUCCAACAACUUCUAUAAUGUGGACCAAACAGGUUUCAGAUGUGUAGUUAUUUUGAAAAGCCUCAUUGGGUCUGUACAUCCUGGUCAUCAGAGGCACUUUUGUAUUCAUAGUAAUAAACCCUCCAUUCGAGGGUCUGCUUAGCGAGAAACAACCCACCACAGCAGGCUGGCAGAAAUGUAUCACAGCCGCAGCCUGGUUUAUUAGUCUUAUCUUGUAGACUAGAAAAUCAUGGCAGUUACACGUCCUUUACAAAUCCUAAGAAAGUGUUUUCAGAUGUAGCUGCACACAGAAAGUACAAGUCACGCGUGCCCUUAGUGACAUUACAUUUCACACAGGUCCUCCUAGUCGCCGUUGGUUUAGUUUACCCAUUUUAAUUUUGGUACACAGUCGCCGGCCGUGUUGGAAGUUCAUACCGUUUGCACGCCUCUUAGUGUCAGAAUGUGCGUGUGUGCAUGGUAUCAUUUUUUUAAGUUCUUGCAAAGAUAACUGAAUUGUCGGUAGUUGUCAUAAACUUUUUCCUGUUGGUAUGAUGAAACUGUGUUUAGCUUGCUGUUUAGUAAAAGAGCAUGUUGAAGACGGGGAAAGGAGGGUGGGAGGGUUAAUUCGGUCCUUGUUGAGUGGAACACCUUGUUUUUCCAUAUUAGAGACCAAGUCUGCACUGAGAAAUUAAUAAACUCAAGCUCGAUGUGUAGUCAGUAGUCCAACAGCCACACCCGUUUCUUACCUGCCUAUAAGAAGGAGAACAAAAAAAAGAAUGUCAAGCAUCUGUGUUUUAGUCUAACCGUGCGCCAGAGCCAGGACUGUAGCUCUUGUGGUGUUUACAAGGACACAAGUACCACAGCACAGUAAACUGUGUUCAGAAACAGAGCAGAUGUGAUGCCAAGUUAGGAAAACCUCUGGUGAGCAGUUUUGGUCCCCUUUCUGUCUGUGUGACUGAGUGUGAGAGUGAGCAGGAGAGGUGACCACUGUUCAUGUACAGCCUAAUGUCAAUGAUGAUGCUUCUCAUGUGCACAGUAUCGUAUGCUGGAGAUGUACACAACCACAUGUGCUGGGAAUAAAUGAUUUCAUAACUUUC